Molecule: messenger RNA, 1306 nt
Organism: Ochlerotatus camptorhynchus
Lineage: Eukaryota; Metazoa; Arthropoda; Insecta; Diptera; Culicidae
Exons: 6
Coding region: 67-1293 (408 amino acids)
Biological process (GO): sensory perception of smell; detection of chemical stimulus involved in sensory perception of smell
Cellular component (GO): plasma membrane
Molecular function (GO): olfactory receptor activity; odorant binding
Source: RefSeq, a predicted model, not a curated record
UCGUCCUGAUAAAACUCAUCAGCACUGAUUAAACCGGCACAAGUCCACCCGUAGAGCCUCAGCAGCAUGGAACUAUCAGUCCACCAAAGCUUAUCCCCGGAACUACGGAUCAUGACCUUUCAACUCUGGGUUAUGCAAUGGACAGGACUCGUCGGUCCACAGGGGCACUUCUAUCGAUUCGCCCUUGCCUUCGGAUGGGGAUCGUUCGUCAAACUAGUUCCAAAAAUCGUCCUCGGAAUGGGAAGCAGCCAGUUCGACGUCAUCGUGAAAGGAUUAUCCGAACUACUGUAUCAGGGUAAUGUCUACAUUGCAGCAGCAUUGCUCGUGUUACACUUGUCGUCCUUCAAUCGAAUGAUUAACCUCACGAGUGAAAUCAUUAAGAAAGGUAAACGACCAAAUACGUCCACAUGCUACGAUCUGGUUUGUGUUCAAAAUUCCAAACUCAACAAAUUUGCCAAGUUCUAUUUGAUCUACUGCUUCUGCGGGUCGUUACUUUAUUGCGUUCCGGCAAUGGCGACUAGCUAUCUGCGUUACUUCGGCUCCAGAAACAAUAUCACCGAUGAUGGCAGCGAAUCAGAACCGGUCCAGUUUGAACUAUCCAUGGAACAAGAAUUCUAUGGCUUGCAAAUUCGUACCGAUUUCACACAUUACAACAUUUUUAUGGCGUGCUCGCUGUUGGCCUACUUCGUCGGUGGGUAUAUGUCGACGAUUAAGGUAACUGCGGUCGUCAGUGCGAUGAGAUGCAGCUCACUGGCCUAUCGAUUGGUAGCGAUGCAGGUGCGAAAGUUGAACGAUUCCAGAGGUGUGCAGCAGAAGAAACGGAAGAUCACAACCGCCGACAUCGAGGAAAUCAUUGAUCUACACUGCACAGCAUUCGAGAUCACAGACCUCCUGGAGAAUAUGCUCAGCAUUCAACUGGCGAUGCAGUUUCUCUCUUGUCUGUUGUUCUGGUGCUUGGUCAUGUUCUACGUUUCAAUGCACGUCAACUUCAAUCUGGUCAAUGUGACGAUUCCGUUCUGUCUGUCUUUGAUCGAAACCUACGCUUAUUCGUAUCUGGGUUCGGAGCUGACUGCAGAAGCGGAGGAAGUCGGCCAAGCCAUCUACGAGCUACCGUGGUACGAAGAUUCCGCAGAACUACAGCGAUACUAUUGCUUGAUCAUACAGCGUUCGCAGCGGGCGACGGGCACGACGGCUGUCAAGUUUUUCCUCGUCGGAAUCGACAAGUUUGGAGGGCUGCUUCAAAUGUCGUACUCAUACUAUUUAGUUCUGAAGGAUGUUUUCAAUACGCUGUAAAUUGGAUAACAAC